Messenger RNA from Effrenium voratum, 1985 nucleotides. The record is from the annotation of a GenBank genome assembly. NCBI's taxonomy places the organism in Eukaryota, Dinophyceae, Suessiales, Symbiodiniaceae.
CGCCGCAGUCAGAAUGAGCUCGCGGUUUGCAAAUGGAAGAUGCGAGCUGGGAGUUGCAUUCGCUCGAUGUCGCAGAUGCAGACGCCUUUGCAUUGCGCUCCUCUCUUUGGCAGUGGCGCUGGGCAAUGGCUGGCUCCAGCCGUCUUUUCUGGUGGGUCAGGGUCACCGAAGCCCAGAAACAACGGCAAGGAGAGCGAACGAAGAAGAUAGUGGGCCAGGUGGCCAAAGCCUUCUGAGCCAAUUCAUGCCCGGCGUGGUGGUCUUCGGGGCCGACUACUGCGGCCCUUGCAAGGCUCUGUGCCGGCGCCUCCGCAGUUUGGGCCUGGAGGAGGGCAGCGCAUGGCACUACGUGGACUCGGAGGACUUCAGCGCGGGCGGCGGAGCGGACAUGUUCAACUCCUUGCUGGGAGCCGCGCCCUUCGCGCCCUUGCCCUUGCUGGCAGUGCUGGGCACUGCGGGCCCCAUUGAGCUGGAAGCUGGAAAGGAGCUGCUGGGCCUCAGUGACGAGGAGUUGAGGCUUGUCCGAGAAGACCUUGACUCCAUUGAGAGAAACAUCCUGGAGAAGGUCCAAAGAAGGCGGCAGGUGAGAUCUGCCUCGGCGCCAAGAGGCAUCUCAGGUUCCAAGCCGCAGCCCACCGCACUUGCGGGGCUGACACUCGUCUCGGACUCUCCGGACUCCACAGACCCCACCCUUCCACCUCACAUGCAGCUGGCAAUGGUGCCAAAGCCUUUGCUGCUGAAGCCGCCGGAUUGCUUCGACCUUUGGAGGGAGUACGACUCCAUUCAGCAUGCGAAGGAACAAAUGGAAGCCAAAAGAAGAAGACAGGAGCAGGAGAAAAGAUACCGCGAGGCGCUGGACGAGCAAGUUCACAAUGCUAAAUUUCGACAGAACGGGAAGGCUGCUGAGAAGCAACAGGACCGCGACGUCGUUCUUGCUCAGGUCGAGCGCGAGCAAGCAGACGUUGCAAAAGAGCAAAUCAAGAAAGUGCAGGCAAAGGCGGUGCAGAAGCAGGCAUCGCUGCAGUUUCUCGCCAGGGCCGAGAAGCAGAAGCUCGCGGCCGCGCAGCGUGCGCAAGCAGAGCAGGCAGCGAUGGAUCAAACACUGCAGCGUGAAGGGCAGUACCGUCAGCAGGAGUUUGAGCGACGGCAGCAGCACAAGCAAGAGGAGUCUGCGCUGAUGAGACAGCAGUUCGAGCACGCCCAGAGGCUACAGCAGCAAGCGAAGCAACAUGAGAAGGAGGAAGAUGUUCGGAGAGCUGCAGAAUGGGCUCAACUUGCGCCGCAGGCUUCCAAGCGCCCCAAACGCACGCCAGCCCCGAUCAGCAGAAUGGCCGAAGCGGCCGUGGAGCAGCAAAAGGCCAAGGAAGCAGCCCUUGACCAGCUCAUCGAGAGCAACUGCCGGGCACACACUCAGAAACAGCUGGACAGCUUCUUCGCGCAGAAGGAGGAGCGAGCAAGGAGGACUAGGGAUAUGUACGCAGCCAUCAAGCAGCAGGCUGAGAGUAACCGCAAGGGUGAGGAUCGAGCCGACCUGUGGCAGGCAGAGGUCUGGCGCGAGAGCGCGGAGGCCGCUGCUGCUGCGGACCGCGACAAGAAGCUGGCCAAGCGCGCCGCCCGCAAGGAGGUGGAUGCCUGCCUCUUCGAUGCGAUGAUGAGGAGGGCAGGUGCACACAAGUCUGAGAAGGGGAUCGGAGAUCAUGUCAGGGAGCGAGAGCUGCUCCUCAACAGGCCACUUGUCCAGCGCAUGGUGAACCACGAAUUUAGAACUGAUCACACGGAGCCGAUGUUGAAGAAGGCCCUGACGGCCAAGCAGCUGCAAGUCUCCGCGAGGAAUCCGUCAGAGUGAGACGGCCUUGACGUGUUGCCACUGCAAGCAGCCCAGAUCUCUGAGAGACCUUCGGGCUGUUUGCACCAAAGCGCCUUCCUUACAUUUAUGUGCAGCCAUGGCUUCUGGAUUCAGUGGCUUUGACUCCGCUGCCCCGGAU